AUGAAGCGAUUAUUCACCUGCUGGAGAAGCAGGAGUGGCAGAGGCGCUUCAGGAGCGCCCCAGCCAGGACCGCGCCCCAGCAGGAGUUUCAAGAAACUCAGCAAAGCUAUCUCCGUGGGCGAUUUGGAGAAGGUGAAGGAGUAUGUCAGUGUCAGGCAGUAUGAUGUGAAUAUGCGGGACCGAGAACUCAGAACACCUUUGCACCUGGCCUGUGCUAAUGGACGUUCAAGUGUUAUGCCACAGUUAAUCGACAAAAAAUGCAAAAAGAAUGCCAGGGAACGUGAAAAAAUAUCUCCAAUCACUGAGACAGUACAGUGUAAAAAGGAGAUUUGUGCUGCUAUUCUUUUGCACUAUGGUGCUGACCCAAAUCUGAUGGAUUUAAAUGGCAAUACUGCUCUUCACUAUGCUGUCUGUGGUGAAAAGACCUCAUUAGUUGAAAAAUUGCUAGAAUAUAAAGCAAAUCUUGAAGUUCAAAAUAAGGAUGGUUAUACUCCACUUUUACUUGCCAUUACUGAAAAUAAUGCAAAAAUGGUAGAGUUUCUUCUGAAGAGAGGGGCAAAUGUAAAUGCUUCAGAUAAGAACCAAAGAACUGCUCUCAUGAUUGCACUAAUUUAUGAACCAGAAACUUUAGUGAGUCUUCUUCUGAAGCAGGAUGUAGACCUGUCUUGCCAAGAUAUUUUUGGUUUCACGGCUGAAGAAUAUGCUUCUUUUAACGGUUUGAGUAUAUACCAUCAAUUAAUUUCUAAUUAUGCAAAGAAGAAGAAUUCCAAGCAGAUAUCUAACUCUAGAAAUACAACUUUUCACAACGAACAUGCUAUAGACGAACUGGAAUAA
Messenger RNA from Sorex araneus (European shrew), 834 nucleotides. RefSeq names its product ankyrin repeat domain 7 (gene ANKRD7). The coding region runs from base 1 to 834 and encodes 277 amino acids. NCBI's taxonomy places the organism in Eukaryota, Metazoa, Chordata, Mammalia, Eulipotyphla, Soricidae. The record is from RefSeq and is a predicted model, not a curated record. The transcript is spliced from 6 exons. Gene Ontology annotation, molecular function: protein binding.